CAUCUCCUCCUCCUCCUCCUCCUCCUUUGCCUUCUUCUUCGAUCAUCAUGCCGUCAGGUGCUAAGAGACGAAAAGCAGCCAAGAAAAAGAAGGUAUUGGAAGCGCAUAUCAAUCCCUCUUCCAACACUUCUCAAGGAAAGGAGGGUGUUAAGAACCGUGAUUCUGCUUCUCAGAAUAACCCAAGCCACACCAAUCCAUUUGGUGAAGGGAAUAAGGAAAUAGAAGAGAGCAGCUCAUCAAACGCUGGGGGAGGCCUGAGCAAUGUAGAGACAAACCAGAAAGGGGGACUGACAUCGGAGACAAAAAAUGAUACUGUUCAGAAUGAAUCAGACAAGGGUUCUCGUGACGAUGAUCGUAGCAGCAGCAGCAGCAGCAGUAGGAGUAGCAGUUCAGAUGACGAGUCUAUAGAUUCAACAAAGAAACGAGAGGAACUGGAUGGGAAGACCAGCGAUUUGGUCUCGUCGACUGCUGCCUCUAUAGCUAACUCGGCUAUGCCAGGGGUAUCGGCAUCUGAAGGAACUAUCAGCAUUGUCGAAAAUGCAUUUGCUGAAAAUAGUUCCAUACCUGAUAUGAUCGCUUCGAAAAAGUUGGAGACAGCUACAAAGGAACAAUCAUCAAAGCCAAAUGAAGAUGGAGAUUUAGAUUUAUCAGCACACGCUGAAAGUCCAGAAAAUUUCAAACCUGAAGCUGAAGAUCAGCCAUUGAUUGAAUCGAGGCCACCAGUGCCACAAAGAACAUCAUGGUUGAGUUGCUGUGGUUUGUGUGAUGUAUUUACUGGCUCGAACCGAUAGUUCAGCGCACGGUUUCUAUAUAUUGGUGACAAAGAAGUCUUCGCAGAACGGUUGAAGGUUUAAGCAAGGAUCGACCUUUACGAGAGCCUUUACGAGAGCACGAUAAAAUAGUCAUCAAACUUGAUGAGGCUGAGGCUAAGGUAGAUCAUGUUCAUGGAUUUAUAGAGCUAGCAACCUGAUGACAUUCCCUUGCUACAUGUGUUUUGUCUUACAGUGAGUUUUCUUUUGUUGGAGCACAGUGUUCUUGAUUUCACAAAACAAUUCAUUACUGUUUCAAUUAUGUUGAUAAUCAGCCAUCAUCUUCCUUUCGUAUUCAUAUGACAUCUGAUAUUGCUUGGCUGAAUGAAUUCUCUAUCUCUCUCAAGUUUGUUA
Molecule: messenger RNA, 1163 nt
Organism: Cucurbita pepo subsp. pepo (vegetable marrow)
Lineage: Eukaryota; Viridiplantae; Streptophyta; Magnoliopsida; Cucurbitales; Cucurbitaceae
Source: RefSeq, a predicted model, not a curated record